This is a messenger RNA of Priapulus caudatus, 435 nucleotides long. Its product is annotated as quinone oxidoreductase-like protein 2 homolog. Gene Ontology annotation, cellular component: mitochondrion. The record is from RefSeq and is a predicted model, not a curated record. The transcript has 4 exons. Lineage: Eukaryota; Metazoa; Priapulida; Priapulimorpha; Priapulimorphida; Priapulidae. The coding region runs from base 58 to 435 and encodes 125 amino acids. Gene Ontology annotation, molecular function: oxidoreductase activity.
GCAUGGCGGACGCGACAAGCGGCGGCGGCGGCGGGGUACAGUACACAGGCAGGCAGGAUGAUCACUGCAGCGCUCUGCACAAAGCUUGGCGACCCUCUCACUGUCACGGAGGUGCCCGCGCAAGGCAAGCUCGGCCUGACAGAGGUUAGAAUUGCCGUAAAGAAUGCGGGAGUGAAUUUCGCCGACGUGCUCACGGCUCAGGGAAAGUACCAGGUGAGGGAGAAGCCACCCUUUACAUCAGGUAUCGAGUUUUCGGGGGAGGUGGUCGAGGUGGGUGCAGACGUGAGCAGGUUCACCGCUGGCGAGAAGGUGGUGGGGCUCUGCAUGGGUGCGUUCGCGACGGAGCUGGUCGCCCCGCAGGAGCGCGUGUGGUCGCUCUCUCACACCAUAUCUCUAUCUAUUACAACCUCCGUCUCUCCAUCUCUCCAUCUCUAA